AUGAUUUACAUCUAUUUUUAAGAACUCAUCUUUAAUAUCAUUAACACAUUCAUAGAUAUAAAUAUUAUUUCAAAAUUGUAUUUGUAAUUAAAAUUCGAAAGAAAUGUUAUUUCGAUUCUUGGAAUCAGAAUAAUAUAAUAAUAUAAUAAUUUAAUUAUUCUCUUUUUUAAAUUGAGAUUUUAAUGGAUAUUAUAUCACAUAAUUAAAUCAUAAAUAGCUAAAAAUUAAUUUUUAUUUAAAUCUUCAAGAGUAUAAAUGAAGAAAAAUAUAAAAAAAUUUAGAACCUAUUAGAAGAUUUCUGAUGAAUAGAAAAAAAAACUAUUAAGGUUAGUUUGCUUUUCAGGAUUUAAAAUAAAAAAUGUAAUUUUUUUAAAGUAAUAAGUUUUUUUAGGCAGCAAAGCAAUUGAAUAUUAAAUAUGCAGCAGCCAAAACAUAUAUAAUUUUCUACAGGAACAAUGUUAUGAGGUCUAAACUUUCGAUCAAUUCUGAAUAAUAAUGUUAGGUAGCCCCACUAUCAUUAAAAAAGUGUAGAUUGACUAUUGUAUCGAAAAUAGGAGGAGAUGUAGUUUAACAACUUUAAUUUGAAUACCCCACAAUCAUUUAAGAAUGA
This is a messenger RNA of Paramecium sonneborni, 610 nucleotides long. NCBI's taxonomy places the organism in Eukaryota, Ciliophora, Oligohymenophorea, Peniculida, Parameciidae. The record is from the annotation of a GenBank genome assembly.